UUUAUGACCUCACUGCAUGCAAAAUAUGACACCAGCAGGGAAUGAGAGAGAGAUGUAGCUCACUGACAGGCACAGACCUUUCUAACAACAGGUGGAGGACACAGGUAAGGUAAGUUAGACAGUGACAUGUGGUCAUUUGUAGUUUUAUAUUGUGUCAUUUGAAGAAAGCUUAGAAAUAUUGCUGAGGCUGUGUUAGAGUGCCCUUUACACUUUAGAGUAAAUUAAUUUUCUCAAACAUAUUUAAAACUGUGUAUCUCUUGUAAACAUUUCCCUUUUUGCACGUUUUGUACAAGCUAGCUAGAUUGUACAAGCUAGUAGAUUCACUACCAACGCUCACACACUCGAAGAUGGACAUGACAGAUGAUAACCACAUAGAGGGGAUGGAGAUGGAGACAGAGAACUGGCAAACUAUGGAUAAUGACUUUACUGUCAGACUAUCAGAUGAGACACACCAACAUCUGACAUUCAGUGAAGUCCGUUCCAGCAGCUGCAAGAUGGUCAAAGUGAGAUCCAGACCCAGACUUGAGUCCACAAAAAGUUUCCCCCCUUACAGUCAGUGUAUAGGUGGACUCGGUGAGGACAAUGAGCUCAAUUCAGAAUCAAGCAACGUGAUGAGGGAAGACAAGAAUGAUGUCGUUCAAGGCACGGAAAGAAAAGAGGACUUUGAAUUGAAUGCAAGAUGUGCAAGGGAUAUGGUGAAGGCAAAAUGGAGGAUGAGGAGGAAGGAGAGGCUAGGUGGGAGCUAUGAAGUUGAUGCAGAUGGAUGGGAGAGGGCAAGGUGGAGCGGAAAAAGAAGGGUAGAAGAGACUGCAAGAGAGAGCGAGCCUGAGGAUGAGGAAAGGGAAGGGGCCUUAAACAGUGAGUGGAAACACUGGAGAGGUAAACACUCUAGUUUUGAGAUAGAAAGAAAAGAAGAAGAGGAUGAAGAGAGGAGGACAUCCCCCUUUUCAACAGCAGAAGGAGAGAGCGAGGGGAGCGGGAAGACCCCAGAGGGGAACGAUGAAGAGGCCGAGGGCUCCACAACACAUCAAUGGCCAUCCCCACAUCCAAUCCUCUCCAAGCUUUUGCACUCCUCCACCUCCUCCUGCUCCUCCAUCAACUUCUCAUCAGCAGAGAGCGAUGAGGUUUUCAGCGAAGGAGAGGAUGUUGACUCAAAGAGGAGAUCGUUCAGGAAGAGCCGCUCCUGGAAAACCUACCUGACCAUGAUGCACUGGUCGCUGCGGCGGCAGAGCUCCUGGGUCCAGCUCGCUGGACAUCAAGGUAACUUCCAGCUGAGUGAGGGAGGGGAGGUGUUGAAACUGUACAGUGAAGAGGAGGCAAAGUGCUUGGACAGCCUGAUGACAGACCUGCUGAGACCUUUUGUCCCGCAGUACCACGGCUUGGUCACCAGGGGGGAGCACUGCUACAUCCGCCUGGAGGACCUACUGAGCGGCCUGAGGAGACCUGUCAUCAUGGACUGCAAGAUGGGAGUCAGGACAUACCAGGAAGAGGAACUGAUCACAGCCCGGACUAAGUCCACCCUGCGGAGUGACAUGUACCAAAAGAUGAUGAAAAUAGACCCAACCGCUCUGUCGGCAGAGGAACACGCACAGAAAGGGGUGACCAAGUGUCGAUAUCUUCAGUGGAGGGAUACAACCAGUUCUACGUCCAUGCUGGGCUUCAGGAUAGAGGGCAUCAUGAUGGAGGACGGCAGUGUCCAACGGGACUUCAGGAAAAUUCUGACUUUAGCUCAGGUCACGGAGGCAUUGCUCUACUUCACCAGGAGUCAGCUGGACAUCCUGAAAGCAUACCACUCCAGACUCCUGGCCCUGAGUGAUGCACUGAAGAAUUCACUAUUUUUCAGAACCCAUGAGGUGAUUGGCAGCUCGCUUCUCUUUGUCCACGACCACAGCAGCAAGGCCAACGUGUGGAUGAUAGACUUUGGGAAGACGACCCCGGUGCCUGCCACGAGCGAGCUCCGGCAUAACAUCCCGUGGGCCGAGGGGAGCAGAGAGGACGGCUACCUCAUCGGUCUGACCUCACUCAUCACUUCUCUGAGCCAGGCCAUCAGUGUGGCCUCCUGGCAGCAGGAGGACAGCUGUGGAGAAGAAAAUAGUGUUGCAUGAAGUACACUGAGUGUUGUGCUGGAGACACCCCUUAAACAACACUCAAAUUCAGGAUCAGGUGGACAAAACGACUGUUGUUACACUUGGACAGGCUGAGGAAGAGAAAUGAGGAAAUACAAUUCAGCUAAAAUUCAUAGAAAUGUGAUGUGGUCGUCUUCUACUUGUAAUCUGACAUGUGCAUACUGUAACAGUGGAGACAGUGUGUUGUUACAUAGACUUUUUCUUUUUUUCUAUUACUUUUAAAAAAAAAAAAAAAGAUUCAUAAAGGACCAAAAACAAAUUUUCCUUGGGUUGGUCUGCAAAAACUCAGAGAUCUCGCCUGUGUUGCAACACAUGCUGAAGUUAUUUGUUUACAGCAGCAAAGGAAACCCAAUGAAUCAUACACACAAACACGCACAUAUGGCUUAACAGCUCUUAUAACAGUUCUACCUGUUAUAAGUCUUAUCUUAAAACGACAAACCAUACAAAGAAACUAAAUAAUAUAUUGAUAAGAUAUAUGUUGUGAUUAGUAUUAGUAGGGAUUUUAAUUAUUUCCAUAUGACGCAGCUGAAAUGUUUGUCUUUUCCUAGUCUUAUAGGCUAUAUACAAUGAUACACCUUCACAUAGACAGUCCAAGCUAAGUGAAAUGAAUGAAUGUCUCUAUCUGCUCAUUCUUCAAAUAUACACAUCAUUAAUACUGAUGAAACCAUCCACCCCUAUAUUUUAUAUUAAAUCACUGAUAAAUUACAGACAUUUAAACUACAAACAGGGAAAAGAAAGAAAAAGAAAGCAAAUAAACAUGCUGUAUGGUACUGUAUCUGCUAUUCAAAACAUCACAAAUAAACUUAACAAACUGUAAGCCUUUAACAGCUUCAAUCUCAGUACAAACUCAUGCUGUGCAGUCAACCAUUGUUCAAACACACAGAACUUCAGUUUCCUUUCCAAAGAUACUAAACAUGUGAGGGUGAAUUUUGGGGAAGUGUAUAUAAAAGAAGACAAUAAAAGGAAACUGGAUGUUAAGGGGUUAAUGUAAACAUGUAAUGUAAUUUACAUUCAUUUGUCAUGUCAAACAGACUAGGAUGUCCAGCAGAGAUUUUCAGGAAAAGCUCAUGAAUGGACAGUAUAUUCAUACAAAAAACACUCUCAACCUCAUCCAAAUCACACAGGUGACUUUCUCUGGGACUGAUUGGACUCACCCAGUUUCCACAACCAAAGGCAAGAUGCAACAAUACAAACUGAUCUUGGUCACAAUUUACAUAUUGCUCUGGAUAGUUAAAACACAAUAUAUGCAUUUUUUUUUUUGCUUGCUUGAUAGUCCUUUUGACCAUCUAUAUUAACUAAACAGUAUGAUUUGUGUUUAAAACAAAACAAGAAACUUAUAGAAUUGUGUCUAAUCUUAUUACAACUUCCAGACAAAAUAACCCACAUGUAUUUGCGGAAAGAGACUAAGAUUUGUAUUAGUGCUAUUCUCAGUUGUGAGUUUAUUAUAUAUAAAAAAUGAAUACAUAAAAAAAGCAGUCAAAUACAACGACCUUAUAACAAAUACUACAUUUGUAAAGUUUAUAAUGUUCAGUUUUUGUUAUCUUACAGGUGUUAAAUCAAGUUCAUGGUCAUUUUAGAGACUGUACUUUGCAGUGCUGAUUUGUUUCAAACAGGUGUUUCUAAUGUUCUGUCCACCCCAUUUAUACCAAUGAGGGUAGACCAAAUAAUAGACACACCUCUCAGUAUAUUGCAGGAGGCACAAUUCAGCAGCACCACAAACUACAAAUGACCAUAAGGUUGAUUCAACGGCUCUCUAAAACAAACAAAACAAAAACAUUAUAAUCGAGUCAGGUCCACUAGGUUGAAAACUGUCCACCAGGGGGCGCUAUGUUGUUGUUCGUCGUGCUGGAGAAAUAUGAGCGGGACAGUCUGACGGACACCAGGGACUGCAGACAACAGGGAGAGGCAAUUAUUUCCAUUAUCAGCACGGGAAAUAUCAC
Molecule: messenger RNA, 4066 nt
Organism: Sander lucioperca (pikeperch)
Lineage: Eukaryota; Metazoa; Chordata; Actinopteri; Perciformes; Percidae
Product: inositol-trisphosphate 3-kinase A
Exons: 9
Coding region: 348-2105 (585 amino acids)
Biological process (GO): inositol phosphate biosynthetic process
Cellular component (GO): nucleus; cytoplasm
Molecular function (GO): inositol tetrakisphosphate kinase activity; inositol-1,4,5-trisphosphate 3-kinase activity
Source: RefSeq, a predicted model, not a curated record